Lemur catta (Ring-tailed lemur) is the source of this 764-nucleotide messenger RNA. RefSeq names its product transmembrane protein 266-like. The coding region runs from base 187 to 552 and encodes 121 amino acids. The record is from RefSeq and is a predicted model, not a curated record. Gene Ontology annotation, cellular component: plasma membrane. Lineage: Eukaryota; Metazoa; Chordata; Mammalia; Primates; Lemuridae. Gene Ontology annotation, molecular function: voltage-gated channel activity. The transcript is spliced from 4 exons.
GGGAGCCCCGGGAGCGCGAGCCGCGGCCGGCUCCGCUGCAGAGCCCCGAGAAUCCCGAGCCCCGGCAGCAGGGCACUGUUUGUGUGUGUCCUGUAGACCCACGCUUGGAAAUGCUGACGGCAGACUGCAGUCCAGCUGAGCCCCGCUAGACACUCAGAAAACCCGUCUCUGCUUGCAUCCUUCAACAUGACCAAUCCACAGCCUGCCAUAGAAGGAGGGAUUUCUGAAGUUGAGAUCAUCUCCCAGCAAGUCGACGAGGAAACCAAGAGCAUUGCUCCCGUGCAGCUGGUGCACUUUGCCUACCGGGACUUGCCCCUGGCUGCCGCCGACCUCUCCACGGCGGGCUCGCAGCUCCUGUCAAACCUAGACGAAGAUUACCAAAGAGAAGGGUCUAACUGGCUGAAGCCGUGCUGCGGGAAGAGAGCAGCCGUGUGGCAGGUAUUUUUGCUCAGUGCAAGUCUCAACAGUUUCCUGGUAGCCUGUGUAAUAUUGGUGGUGAUUCUCCUGACUCUGGAACUUCUAAUAGAUAUAAAGCUCCUCCAGUGUGAGUAGCAAGAGAGAUACAUAUGCAAAUACGUAUGAUGUCAAUAUUCAAUGUGCAUCUGCAGCCAUCAGGGGUCCCCAACCAGCAGACUGUGAUCUGCCCCCAGCUGAUGCCGCUGCCACGCUCUGGCCCCAUGGCUCACAGGGACCCCCUCUGGGGAGGACGUGCUCCUGGCAUAUCCCGUCUCCAUCUGCCCAGCACGACUUUGCCCCUUUCCACC